CUAGAUAAUCAUUUAAGACAAUGAUUUAAAAGGAUUAAAAAUCAAAUGGUUUUAACAGUAUUUUUUGUCACCCUACAAAAACAAAGACAUUAAUAUAUAAAACAUGCUAUCCUUUUGUUGAGAUUCUUUCAGUUUUACUGAAGAACAAGGAGCAGCUCACUGAGGGGCCCUCUAAUAGGACAAAUGGGGGGCCCAGGAAUAGGAGUAACAGGCACAAGAAAGAGAGCUCUCUCGAAGUACAGACCUCUCCCAGUACGGGAAGCACAUCCUGUUGCUGUUUGGCUCUGAAGUGGCAGUGCUGAGUGUUUGUCGCAGUGACAGAGAGACUGAGUACGCCCUGAAGCUCACCAAAACAGCCACAGUGAAGCCCCUUCCUCUUGGACAAUAGCAGCAUUCAGAGACAUGUCUGUGUGACUCUCCCCACUGCCUGUGAAUCGCUUUUCAGAACUGCAGCAUGGAGAGUACUGAUAGAGGAAGGAGUGAAAUCCAAGCUAUAGCUUUCUACUGCCUCUGAAAAUGAGAUGCUGAGAAAAUAAUUUACAGCUGCAAAGCUGUGUGCUACAACCCCAAGAACUCGAGCAUCUGGUUUUCCUUUCUUCUGUUAUUUUUGUUAUUCCCCCCACCCCCCCCAGUCUGUGGAGAGUUUGAAAAAGAGACGCCUUUCUGCUGUUUGCUUGAAAACCAGCCUCCCUCCUGGGCUCAGAGAGAAAGAAAUAGUAAAAGGAGCAAGGGGACUCAAAGCAGGAGCCAGGCAGUGUCAGCUUGUGGAAUGGACCUCCCUGUCUGCCGGUUAAGCACAGAACUACCGUCAGUACCAAAAUCUGAAGAGGAAGGAUAAAAAGGGAUUUCUACUACCCAAAGGGAUAUAUGAAAAAAAGAGUUGAGCUGAGAAUGAACGGAGAUGUCCUCUAGCUGCGAUUAAAGGUGUUUCAUUUGCGUCGGUGAUUUGGUUGUUUCGGAUGCACCGCAGCUGAUAAGCAGCUCACUCAAGAGGAGCAGGAGAAGGUGGUAGAGGAGACUCUGGGUCAGGCCACACCUCCCCUGCAGGGAAGGGAGUGGAUGGCCAUUCAGAAGCUGGUGGCCACGGCGGUGGCAGUGGCCCUGCUGUCCCUGAUCCUCAACAACGUGGCGGCUUUCACACCCAGCUGGGUGUUCCAGGCGCUGGAAGACGGGCGCAAGCGCAGUGUGGGGCUUUGGAAGAUGUGCUUUGUAGCGGAGCGGGGCCGGGAGGCUGGGGGACCGGCACGGCAGGGCCAGGCAGGAGAGCGGCAGUGCCAGACUCUGGGCUGGGGGACAGAGUACUCUGGGUUUCAGGAGUCCAGAAGCACCGUCAAGUUGCAGUUUGACAUGAUGCGUGCCUGUAACAUGAUUGCCACCGUGGCCCUGACAGCUGGACAGCUCAUCUUCCUGCUGGGCUUGGUGGAGCUGCCCCUCAUCACCCAGGACUCCCAGUGGUGGGAAGAGGUCAUAGCCGCCCUCUUCCAGCUAGCCAGCUUUGCUCUGGUGAUAGGGCUGGUCACAUUCUACCGCAUAGGUCCCUACACACACCUCUCGUGGUCUUGCUAUGUAGAUAUCGCUGCCUGCCUCCUGGCCACGCUGGCAGCCGCCAUGCUGAUCUGGAACAUCCUGCACCGGCGGGAAGACUGCCUCACACCAAGGGUCAUCGUCAUCAGCCGCUCGCUGGCCACACCCUUCCGCCCACGCCUCGACAACGACUACGUUGAAUCACCCUUCUGAGUCCAUACAAACUGCCCUUCAUUGGGAGGACUGGAGAAACUCUAGUAGUGACUUUAACUAACCCAUCUGGGUGCCAACUCUCUGCCACACUAGC
Messenger RNA from Polyodon spathula (Mississippi paddlefish), 1831 nucleotides. RefSeq names its product transmembrane protein 204-like. Lineage: Eukaryota; Metazoa; Chordata; Actinopteri; Acipenseriformes; Polyodontidae. The record is from RefSeq and is a predicted model, not a curated record. The coding region runs from base 1060 to 1737 and encodes 225 amino acids. The transcript is spliced from 4 exons.